AUGCAACUUUUCGAUAUUGUCCUGAACAAUACAGGAACGUCUGGUUGGCUGACUUCAGCCGAUGAACUCCAGAUCGUCAUACAGUCUGACAAACUUAACACGGUGCAGCCUGCAAUUGUCAAGCGCCUUCGACCAGGCGACUCUGCGGUUGUGGAGGUAGGCGUUCAAAAUGCCGCUGGUGUUGAGCUGGGCGCGAUUGGACCUUCUAUAGCAGUUGCUCAAUGGAGCAAUGACCAAUCUGCCUCUCUGGAGUUCAAUGCCACCUACGGCAUUCCGUCAUACUCGGCGACCCCAGGGUCUGUCAACGUACAUGAGUCUCCCGACUGGUUUCGAGGUGCCAAGUACGGAAUUUUCAUUCACUGGGGUGUUUACUCCGUCCCUGCAUAUGGAAACACAAACAAUAAUGAGAGCUAUGCCGAGUGGUACUGGAAUCAUCAGAUGAACCCAAACGACAAAACGAUGACCUAUCAAUAUCAUUUGAACAAGUAUGGUGCCAAUUUUCUAUACGAUGACUUCAUUGCAAAUUUUACGGUGGAGAAUUGGAACCCCAAAGACUGGGUAGACCUGUUCGCUGAUGCUGGUGCUCGCUAUUUUGUGCCGACGACCAAGCAUCAUGAAGGAUUUGCUUUGUUCAACAUGCCCUCCAACGUGUCCAAUCGAAACUCGGUACAACAAGUGCCAUAUCGUGAUCUAAUAAAGGAACUUUUUGAAGCAGCCAAAACUUACCAGCCAGAACUGCGCCGGGGCACAUAUUUCAGCUUACCAGAGUGGUAUAAUCCAGCGUACUCCAACUACAGCGACGGCACAUUUGGAAUGGGGCCUCCGAGGAAUCCAUAUACAAACGAAGUGGUGCCGUACACCGGAUUCGUCGAAGUAGACGACUUCUUGACCGGAAUUCAGCUUCCCCAGAUGAGUAUACUGGCAUAUGACUAUGAAACCGACAUUAUGUGGUGUGACAUUGGCGGCCCAUCUCUAUCAGAUGAGUUCGCAGCACCUUGGCUAAACUAUGCUCUCCAGCAGAAUAGACAAGUGACCUUCAACGAUCGCUGUGGCCAGGUAAAUGGCGUGCAGAUUGUCGGAGACUACGCCACACCUGAAUAUGCAAGCACAACAAAAUUGUCUCCUAAACACUGGGAGGCAUGUAGGGGCAUGGAUCCAUUCUCAUUCGGCUAUAAUUACCAGACUCCUGAUUCAGAAUAUAUGAACGCGACGGCGAUUGUGACGACCCUCGUUGACAUUGUAUCAAAGAAUGGAAACUUCUUGCUCGAUAUUGGACCGAGAUCAGAUGGAAUCAUUGCUGAUAUCAUGCAGACAAAUCUUCGGGUCGCAGGCCAGUGGAUCAAAGCGCAUCAUGAAAGCAUCUUUGACACGAAGUACUGGCCUAAUGGACCAGGAAGCGGUAACUUCCGUUAUACUGUCACGGAUGACUCGUUCUACAUUCACUACUUGGCCAAGCCAAAUGGACUUCUUAAAGUUCCGGAUGCUGUUCCGUACCUUUCAGGUGAUAACGUCACGGUGGUUGGGGGUUUUAAAGAUGGAUCUGUUGUCGACUCGGAACUGGAUGGCGAUAAUCUGGUGCUAGAUAUUCCUGACAACAUAGCUUCGGCGGAUAACUACACUUGGACUUUCAAGAUUACGUAUUAA
Messenger RNA from Talaromyces proteolyticus, 1644 nucleotides. RefSeq names its product glycoside hydrolase, family 29. Gene Ontology annotation, cellular component: lysosome. The transcript is spliced from 4 exons. The record is from RefSeq and is a predicted model, not a curated record. Lineage: Eukaryota; Fungi; Ascomycota; Eurotiomycetes; Eurotiales; Trichocomaceae. Gene Ontology annotation, biological process: fucose metabolic process; glycoside catabolic process. Bases 1 to 1644 code for a protein of 547 amino acids. Gene Ontology annotation, molecular function: alpha-L-fucosidase activity.